Messenger RNA from Megalopta genalis, 1519 nucleotides. RefSeq lists its product as uncharacterized. NCBI's taxonomy places the organism in Eukaryota, Metazoa, Arthropoda, Insecta, Hymenoptera, Halictidae. The record is from RefSeq and is a predicted model, not a curated record.
GUUCGGCGUCGUCCAAAAACUCAGAACGUCGAGGAUCGCUCGAUUGCUCGGAACGAGAACAGCGAUCGGUUAUCCAGUGUUCGUUGGGGGAUCGGUGGUCGACGGGAAUUAGAUUCUAUCAGAGAGGAUGAUGGUGUCGGCCGGCAAGGAUUCGCGGGUUUUUCGCGCAUGUGGCGCGUUGCUGAUCGUUUUCGGGCUUGCGAGCGGCAGCGAUCUCGCGCAGAGCCCCUCGCCGUCGAUCGAGUACAAGGAAGGGAACGCGACCGUGGUCAAGUUGGAGAAGACGAUCGGGACGGUGAUCGACGAAGGGAAACAGCCCCUUGCGAGGGACGUUGUAACGUCGGCGCCGACGAUCGCGUCGAAAUCGGUCAAGGGCGUCGGUUGGAAAAUCGGUCGGGCGAGCUCGCAUCGAGACAGCUAUUUGGAGGCGUUGAGCCAUUCUCGCACCAGCUCGGAUCCUCGAGAGGGUGUCGUGUCGGCGGACGGAACGGGACCUGCUCAGCGCAGGAAGGAGUACGCGGGUCCCGUUUACACGGGUAAGGAUUCCGAAAUCGGUGCGACCCAUCCACGGAUCGUUUACGGUUCGCCGGACCGGGACACCUUCUCGAUGGUGCCCAGCAAUUCGUACAGCCUUCCCACCAGAGGAUCCGCGGACUUCGCCGGGUUCCAAAACGCUUACGGGCAAUCGCAAUCGUACCCGCAAUCGUACCCGCAAUCGCAACCACCCCGAGCAACCUACGGCGCACCGAGCCACAGCUACCCUCCGACGUCCUACGAAUACUUGCCGCCGCAGCAAGGUGAGGGAAGAGCUUAUGGACCACCGGCGCCCACCUAUGGGGUGCCCCACGGAUCGUCCGAAACCCCGUCGUUCGUGCUACCAACGAUAGACUUCUCCUGGCCGUUCGCGCUCAAGCUGAAUGCCUUCACUUUGGCCAAGAUUCUGCUAAAGUUGGUGAUCUUCAAAAUGAUCGUCAAGUUCAUAGCCGUGAUAUGCCUGCUGCUCUUUAUUCCGAAGCUCGAGAUCAAGAAGAAAGGAAACAAACCGAUGAACAACAACGACGACGACGACGACGACGAUGACGAGGGUCGACGAUCGCUCGAUGGUAAUCCGAGGUUUUGGAGACGACUGAACGAGCUGGCUGCGUUCGCGAGCGACGCGCUCGGGGAGUACGAGAGUUUGAACAACGUGGAUCGAUCAGGGACAGUGUCCCGAAGCUCGCGGGGACAGCUUCUCGGCGAAACCUGGUACGACUACUCUCGCCUGCUGCAUAGCUACGCGUUGGAAGAAAUGCGAUACACGCGUGCGAAAUCGUAGCACUUACUAGAUAUAUAGGAGCGACGCGAUCGUCAACGACCGCUUUCGAUCUCGAUGGACCGCGCGACGUUUUUGUAGAUUCCACAUUUAUUUAUUGCUAUUUAUACGACCGUUUGUGACGCACAAGUUUGCGAGACUUGCCAAAGGUUCAUGGCCAUAUCUACGUCCAUACAAAUGAAUAAUAAAACAAAUAAAUUAUUCGUC